Messenger RNA from Cinara cedri, 4601 nucleotides. The record is from the annotation of a GenBank genome assembly. Lineage: Eukaryota; Metazoa; Arthropoda; Insecta; Hemiptera; Aphididae.
UUUCAGUCGCCUGAUGAAUGACGACUACCUACUUUUCAAUUCCAAAUGAUGUUAUAUGACUGCUGUUGACGCUGUGUUGCGCUGUCGCUGAUAGAUCAUAAACUGUUUUGGUCUCUGAACUAUUUCUAUUUGUUAUUUGUUAAGUAUUUCAUUAUAAAUUCAUCGAGACGUUCUUGUAAGAGUUCACGAUGCCGGAGGAAGUGCCUCAUUUCGUUCAGCCAGAAAUACAAAAUAAUCCAUUUGGAUGGGGACCGUGCGAAAUGCCCGACCAAUUUAAAGAUAUGCCAUACCAACCCUUUUCAAAAGGAGAUCGUAUUGGAAAAGUAAAAUAACUUAAAUCAUACAUUCAUACUGUUUUCAAUAUUAAUCUGGGUUUUCUCUUUAGAUUUCCGACUGGACUGGCCUAUCACAAGACAAAAAAUAUUUGAGUGAGUAUGGUUUGUUUUAAUAACGGUUUACCAAAAACCAUUAAUUUGUAACUUUUUCAGACAAAUACCAGUCUCAGUUUGGUGGUGGAACUCAAUAUACAUAUUAUCAUGAAGAAGAUGAAAACACAUUCCAUUUAGUAGACACUGCUCGUGUUCAGAAACCCCCUUACCAACGUGGUCGUCAUUUCCGUCAAGGUGGCCGUAUGAUGCGUGGACAAGGUGGUCGCGGUGGUUUAUCUCGAUUACCUGGUGGUUCAAAUCAGUUCCAAACUCUUGGAAAAUUAAAUAAACUUCAAAGGUCUAAUAUUUUAUAUUUUUAAGCGAUCUGUGUGACACAAAUACUAUAUUUUUAAUUUGUGACCUAUUAUUCAAUAUGUCAUAUACAUAUGAUAACACAAAAUAUUGUAGCUAGACACAUUUUGAUUGGAAUUGGUUUUUUUUGGACAAUAGGAGGUACUGAAAUACAUAUUUUGAAUUCAUUUUCAAAAUUCUAACUUUUGAAGUGUACAAAUUAAAAUAAAACUUACAUUUUUUUAAAUGAAAAUACUUUUAAUUCCUAUAAGUAACAUUUUUAUUGAACACGUCUUUUUUUUAAUCUGAAAUUUAUGGGCCGAUGUAGGAUAUUUUCUGUUAGUUUGAAUAAUGAAAUCAGAGUUCUGUCAAAUUAAAUUACAAUAUAAAUUUUCAGAAAUGUUAAUAUUUUUAGUAAGACCUGAACAUGAAAAGUUAUUGAAAUGCCCAACAAAAUUGUGUAUGAUUUCAAAAUUAAAAAAGCAAUAUUUUGUGUUUUUAAUAACAAAAUAUGUGAUUAUAUUAAUAUUUCUUUCAUUUUAUCAUCAAUCUUUUUAUCUCGAUAAGUAUUAGCAUAGUUUCUACGGCUUAUGGAGAUUUUGCUUAUUGGGCUUACCUCUAGGUCUGCCAUCUUUUAAAUGUAGCAGCCAUAAUUAUAAUUAAUAAAAUAUUUCCAGAGAUCGGAAGAAUCCAAAUGCACGUAGAGGUUGGAAUAAAAACCAAGGAGGGCGAUCUAAUAAAAACAAUAUGCAGAUGAAAAGUCGUGAUGCUUCAGUUACUGUACGUGCUGAUUGGAAUACAAUAGAAGAGAUGGACUUUGUAAGAUUUUCGAAAUUAUCAUUGCCAAAUAUUAAGGAGCCUGAAGAUUUGUAGGUUUUUUCAUUAAAUAAAUUAAAUUUAAGUCUGAUUGUAUUUAACAUUUCUGUUUUUCUUAAUUAUUAUAGGGUCUGUUGUGGCUCUUUGGAAUACUAUGAUAAAUCCUACGACCGAAUUAAUGUGAAAAAUGAAAAACCACUUCAACGUGUUGAUAGACUUUUCCAUACUGUUACUACUACUGAUGAUCCAGUUAUAAGAAAAGUAAGUUUAUAAAUUUAAGAUCCCCUGCACGGUCCAUAUUAUUAGUUAUUACUUUUCUAUGGCUUUCAUUGUUAUAAAUAUUUUUUACGGAAUUUGAGGUUUAGUAUGAUAUGAUGAUUCUAGUGUUUAUAAAAUCUACAAUUACAGUGGCACACCUAUCAAUAGUGUUAGAUUUUUUUUAUAAUUCAUAAUCUUUUUUCCUUAUUGUCCUAUAGUUUGUAAUUUAUAAAAAGAAAUUAUUUUUUUCUAUAAUCAAUAAUAUAAGUUGUGGUUUAAUUAUUUAAAAAGUAUGCAUUUUUUAAUAUUCAGUCUCAUUUAUGAUUGAAAUUCAUUUAGUAUCUAUUGGUUAUCCUUAUGCUUUUAACUUUGUCAAUAUAUAUUUUUUUAAUUUGGGUUUUGUGUGAGGGCAACACAUUAGGAUAAAAAUUACAUUUUUAUAGAUUUUUAGUUUUCUUUUUUUUAAAAUUUACAAAAUAUCCAUUUUGUAAAAAAUAUUUUAAACAUUUUAAUGUAAUAUAUCUAUUCAUAUUUCAUACCCAAUCAAUAAUUUCUUAGUUAUAGCGGCUUUUAAAUACAUAGAAAAUAAGCCUGAAAACAAUCAAUAUUCAAUAGAAGAUAUAGAAUUACCCUGCUGAUUGUGAUUCCUUAUCACUUAAUGUGUUAUUCUAUUGAAAAUUAAUAAUUUUCACCAAUUUUCUAGAAACUAAAAUGUCUUUUACUAAGAAAAUAUUCAUCGGGUAUAAAUGUAUGCUACAUUAAAAUGUUAAGAAUAAUAUCUUACAAAAUGGAUAUUUUGAAAAUAUUAAAGUUAUUUUUUUUUUCAAUAAUUAAGAGAUGAAAAUAAAAUGAAUAUUGAUCAAAUUAUUAGCAUAAGAAUAACACUGAAAGACACCCUGUAUAUAAUAAUACUUUUUAUUUAAUAUUUAAUUAUAAGUUAAUAUUUUUUAAAUUUUAUAAGAAAUCAAUGAAUACUAACUUACAAAAUUAAUAUAUUAUGAACUCCCAUAUUAAUAUAUUUUAUCUAGAUACAUUUUUUUUUUUCACAUGCUUCUAAAUUUAAAAAAACUUAAAUUAAUUGUUUAUUUUUAAUAGUUGGUGAAAACUGUGGGAAAUGUUUAUGCAACAGAUACUAUAUUGGCAUGUUUGAUGUGUUGUACUCGUUCUAACUACAGUUGGGACAUAGUUAUUGAAAAAGUUGGUGAUAAACUGUUCUUUGACAAGAGAGACAACACUGAAUUUGGUAAGAUUAUUGUACUAUUUUAUUUACUUAAUUGUAUUAUUUAAUUUAACACAAUAAAUAUUUACUUUUAGAUUUGCUUACUGUUAAUGAGACUGCUGUAGAACCUCCAUCAGAAGAAGCAAACAGCUUGAAUUCACCAAGAAAUUUGGCAUUAGAAGCUACAUUUAUCAAUCAUAAUUUCUCUCAACAAGUUUUAAAAACUGUAUGUGUUUAUUGAAAAGUAAAAGAAAUAAUUUGUAUAAUUAUUAUAUAAUAUUUAAGGGAGAACAACGGUACAAGUUUGAUGAGCCCAACCCAUUUAUAUCAGAUGAUGAAACUGAAGGAGAAGUAGCGUCUGUUGCUUAUCGAUAUCGUAAAUGGGAUUUGGAUAAUGGAAUUGUAUUAGUUGCCAGGUGUGAACAUGACUCUGUCCUACAAGUACCUAAUGGAGAUUUACAGUUUUUGACUAUCAAAGCACUCAAUGAAUGGGACUCAAAAGUACGAUAACAGUAAUUAUAAUUUAAUUAUGUAAUUUGUAAUUUAUGUUUUUAUUUUAUUUGUCAAACUAGUUGUCUGGUGGAGUAGAUUGGCGUCACAAAUUAGAUGUACAACGUGGAGGAGUUUUAGCCACUGAAUUGCGAAAUAAUGCUGGGAAAUUAGCUAAAUGGACAGUUCAAGCUUUGUUAGCAGGCUCAGAUUACAUAAAGUUUGGUUAUGUUAGUCGUGUUCAAGUUCGUGACUCGUCCAAACAUGUAAUAUUAGGUACACAACAGUACAAGCCUACUGAAUUUGCUACACAGAUAAAUCUGAACAUGGAUAAUGCUUGGGGAAUUUUGAGAUGCAUUAUAGAUUUAUGUAUGAAGCAAAAAGAUGGGAAAUUCCUCAUUAUGAAAGAUCCAAACAAGGUAGGUUUUUUUUUUUAAUUCAACUUUUUUUUUUUUCGUGAUUAGUAACUAACUAAUAUAUUUUUUAAUAAUAGCCGCUCAUUCGUUUGUAUGACAUUCCGGAUAAUACUUUUGAUUCGGACAAUGAAGAAAAUGAAGAUGAAGAAAGUGGUAAGAAUAUUUUUUUUGUAGUUUAUUUCGAUUCAAAUUAAAAUACUCUAUUGCUACUGCUUUAAUAACUAUUAAAUGUAUACCUAAUUGUAUGAUUUUUAAUUAAAUAUAUUUUAUCAGCAUUAUGUUUUUGUUUAGGUGAAAAAUCAACAAUACCAGAAGAACUACUUCCACCAAAUCCAUGAGAGACAAUUUAUAUUUCAUUUACUUAAAACAACAAAAAAAAAAAAAAAAAAUAGUUUAUAUUCUUUAGUCUUUUAAUAUGUUUUUCGUUCAUAAACUUAAUAUAUUGCAGUAUAUUUACUACCAGAUUCAUUCUACAAUGAAAUACUUAUUUAAACAUUUAUUUCUAUUAUCUAUUAAAAUAUUAUACAAUUCAAUUUUUUUUAAUGGAGUUAUUAAGAUAUUGUAUACUUAAUCAUUCCUAAUGACUUCUCUUUUUGCUAGUACUAAAAAAAUAAGGUUCUUAAAUUUCAGAACAAUAACCACGAGUAGCAAAAGACUCGUAUCUAUUUGUACGUUGUGUUUUUG